GGCGUGGUUACUGUUGUGGGCGUGGUCACUGUUGUGGGCGUGGUUACUGUUGUGGUCAGCGCUGGAGGCGUGGUCAACGCUGGAGUCGCGCGUGUGUUUACAUCAGCGAAGACAUGAGGGGAUGCUGGCAGGGUUAGAGAAGUGAUGUAGGGAAGCCCUGUAAUCCUCCCCCAACGUAUCGAGCAUCUUCAGCAUCUCUAUCUCCAUCAUCUCCAACAUGAAGAUGAAGAAAGAAAACUCUCAGGAUGCUGUCAGCGACAUAACUUCAACAUAUUCAGACGCGUCGCUGGAUAUGGUGGAGUCUCCGGCGGACAUAGUACUCACCCACGCCGAGAGGAAGUUUCUUCUCUUUGUCCAGAGGGGUGAUGUGGCUUCGACCAGGAGGCACCUGGAGACGUUCAAGGACAAGCCUCAGGAGCUGGACAUCAACUGUACGGACCCGCUGGGACGCUCAUCCCUCGCCAUCGCCAUCGAGAACGAGAACCUCGACCUGAUGGACCUGUUGCUCAGCUUCAACGUCAAGCCCAAGGACUCACUCCUCAAUGCCAUCUCGGAGGAGUACGUAGAAGGAGUCGAGAUGCUACUCACCUGGGAGGAGAAAAACCAUAAGAAAGGCCAGCCAUAUAGCUGGGAGUGUAUACCUAAGGAGACGGCCAGCUUCACCAAGGACAUAACUCCGCUCAUUCUCGCAGCUCACCACAACCACUACGAGAUCCUCAAGCUCCUCCUCGACCGCGGCGCCACGCUCCCGAUGCCUCACGAUAUCAGAUGUGGCUGUGACGAGUGCCUUAUAUCUACCGAGGAGGACUCCCUGAGGCACUCCCUCUCCCGUAUCAAUGCCUACAAGGCCCUGGCGUCUCCGUCUCUCAUCGCCCUCUCCUCCAAGGACCCCAUCCGCACAUCCUUUGAGCUCUCCGGCGAGCUGGGCCGCCUUCAGGGCAUGGAACACGAGUUCAAGACGGAGUAUAAUGAGCUUCGCAGGAAAGUGAUGAAGUUCGCGUCUGAGCUGUUGGAUCAGACGAGGACAAGGUCUGAACUUUCCAUAAUGCUCAACUAUGACCCCGAGGGCCUCGUGUGGGAAGAGGGAGAGGUCAAUUCCUUGGAAAGACUCAAAAUGGCCAUCAAGUUCUCUCAAAAAUCGUUCGUCACGCACCCGAACGUGCAGCAGCUCCUGGGCGCCAUCUGGUACGACGGACUGCCCGGAUUCCGUCGCAAGGACAUGAUGGGGCAGUGCAUAGAGGUGGCCAAGCUGGCUUGCAUGUUCCCCAUCCUCUCCUUCGCCUACAUCUUCUUCCCGAAAUCCGAGAAGGGGAACUUCGUCAAGAAGCCUUUCGUUAAGUUCAUCACCCAUUGUGCCUCCUACAUGUUUUUCUUAAUGCUGCUGGCCCUGGCGUCUCAGAGGAUCGAGUAUCUAUUCAUUGAAUGGUUCGGUAACCCCUGGCUUCGAUCCCUUUUAGAAGACUGGAAGCUGAAGGAGAGAGGCUCUCUUCCAGGCAUCGUUGAACUGGCUAUCAUUAUGUACGUCUUCAGCUUGAUAUGGGCCGAGAUGAAGUCGUUGUGGGGCGAUGGUUUACUGGAGUACGUGCAAGACCUGUGGAACAUCAUCGACUACAUAACCAACAUGUUCUUCAUGACGUGGAUCCUGAUGAGGACCACCUCCUGGAUUCUCGUGCAGAGGGACCUCUGGGCCGGCAUUUGGCCCUACUACCCGCGGGAGACUUGGCAUCCCUUCGAUCCGCUCCUCAUCUCUGAGGGCUGUUUCGGCGCGGCCAUGAUCUUAAGCUUCCUGAAGCUGGUGCACAUCUUCAGCGUGAACCCGCACUUGGGGCCACUGCAGAUCUCCCUCGGCCGCAUGAUCUUCGAUAUUCUCAAGUUCUUCUUCCUGUACACCCUCGUCCUCUUCGCCUUCGGCUGUGGUAUGAACCAGCUGAUGUGGUACUACGCUGAGCUGGAGAUGAAGCGAUGCUACCAUCUGCCGGGAGGUCUCCCGGACCGGGACAAGGAGAGCCAAGCCUGUUUUAUCUGGCGACGGUGGACAAACUUAUUUGAGACGUCACAGUCGCUCUUCUGGGCCUCGUUCGGGCUCGUGGAUUUGGACUCGUUCGAUCUGACUGGCGUGGGAAGCUUCACCAGGUUCUGGGCGUUGUUGAUGUUUGGGUCGUACUCGGUGAUCAAUGUUAUCGUCCUACUCAAUCUCCUUAUUGCUAUGAUGUCAAACUCCUAUAACAUCAUUUCGGAACGCUCCGACGCUGAGUGGAAGUUCGCCAGGACGAAGCUGUGGCUGAGUUACUUCGAGGGCGGCGGCACCGUGCCUCCGCCCUUCAACGUCAUCCCUUCCCCCAAGAGCGUCCUCAAGCUGAUGGGCCUGGGUCAGGUGAAGCUCAGGAGGUCCUUCAAGGUCAAGUCCAAGAAGAUAGCGGAACAGCGACAUAUGAACGUGAUGCGGCUGCUCGUCCGUCGCUACAUCACCGAGCAGCAGAGGAAGGCGGACGAGAGAGGCGUCAAUGAGGACGACAUCAAUGAAGUCAAGCAGGACAUAUCCACCUUCAGAUAUGAAUUGAUUGACAUUCUGAAGAACAACGGAAUGAACACGUCAAUGGUCAGCGCUGAGGAAGCCUCUGUGAUUGGCAAGAAGGGUCGAGCUAUGGAACGACGCCUCAUGAAGGGCUUCAACAUCGGGCUGGUGGAAGGAAUCAUCAACGAGAUCCUCACCAGCGAAAAGAAACCCACGAACAUCUUCGGGAAGCUGGCCCGUGCCAUCGGCAAGAAGAAGAAGGAGGAUUGGAACGCCAAGGUCUCACGCGCCUCCAUGCGACGGGAUCAGAUCGGUUCCUCAGAGACCAGCAUCAAGAGGUCGCAGUCGUCCAUCAAGAGGCGCAUACAAUACGAGAACGAAAUGCUCUUGAAGUCCCUCAAUCCGGAAAUGAUUGCAGAAUACAAUCCCAACCUGGAGGUCCACACUCCUACCACACGCAUCGCCUAUGCCAGAUUUAAGGUCAAUACCCUCAAGAAGGAGAAGGAAAAGGAGCUGGCCAAGGAGAAAAAGGCGGUCACUCAAGAGAAGGCCGGAGCAGCGAACCUGAAAUUGAAGGCUGAGGAGAUGGAGCAGAAAGCAGGUAAGCCUUUUGUAUCAAGAUCACCAUCUCCUCAAGCUCCAGUAGUCACAAGUCCGGAUAGUACUCCGAAGCUGGUUCCAGCCUCUAAGCCAAAGCCUGACGAAGUUUCCAAGACUCUAGACAAGUCAGCACCAAAAUCUGCCACAAGCCAAGAAUCCAAGCCUUCUACAGGCCAGGACUCCAAGCUUGCCGACAAAAGUCAGGACAUCGAACCUCCCACAACUCAAGACAUGGAGCCUCCCACAAUUCAGGCCCCAAAGCCUCCUACAAUUCAAGACAUGCAGCCUCCCACAACUCAGGCCCCAAAGCCUCCUACAACUCAAGACAUGCAGCCUCCCACAACUCAGGCCCCAAAGCCUCCCACAAUUCAGGCCCCAAAACUUCCUACGACUCAAGACCUGCAGCCUCAUACAACUCAGGCCUCAAAGCCUCCUAUGACUCAAGACCUGAAGCCUCUCUUAAGUCAGGGUUCUAGCUCCCCUGCUAGCCAGGCUUCUAAGCUUAUUUAUCCUACUAAGCCCCAAGAAGGCAGCUUUCCCCUUCACCCUUCAAACAUUGAUCCUUCAGCGCCGCCAAGACGGGCACCUGGAAAGUUAGCAGUACCAAAAGCCUUCCAGCAAGAUACACAGCUCCUCCCUCCACCUCGCACCAAGCCACCACCCAAACAGAUAGUUAAAUUUGAAAGCACACCAGUCGACAAACCUUUGCCCAGACUGAUCAUUCAAACUCCUUCUAGUUCAGCCGAUAAAAUUCCACCCAAACAAAUAACCAAAAUUUCAGCCAGUCCAAGAUUCCAAGAUUCCAACAGGCAAGGGCUUCCAGCAAGGAUUCCGUCCAGUUCAACCGAUAAAAUUCCACCCAAACAAAUAAUCCAAAUUCCAGCCAGCAAAGGAGUUGAAGAUUCCAACAGGCCAGGACUUCCAGCAAGGAUUCCGCCCAGUUCAGCCGAUCUCCACCCAAAACAAAUCGUUCAAAUUCCAGCCAGCUCAACCGAGAAGCCCUCACCCAAACAAAUGGUUCAGUUUGCAGACAGCCCAGACGAGAAGCCUCUACCUAAACAAAUGGUUCAGUUUGCAGACAGCCCAGACGAGAAGCCUCUACCUAAACAAAUGGUUCAGUUUGCAGACAGCUCUGAAAAGAUGCCUCUGCCAAAACCGAUCGUUCAAACUCCAACCAAGAAGCCGAUUGCUUCACCACCAAGCAAACCCAGGAGUUCUCCUACUAGCGUUUCACAGGACCCCGUGGUCACGAGUCCUGUGUUCAAGGAAGAGUUGGAAAUACAUCGGUAUAACCUUUCCCCGACACCUAGCGAAACAAGAGGAAGGACUCCCGAGCCAAGCCCUGCAGGUAAAUCAAAGGUAACAGGCCAAGUGAGAACGGGAUGGUUGUAGAAAAAUAUACAAACUCUUGUACAUUGUGCAUUUGGGCAAAGUUUACCUUUGCCAAAUAUCUCCUGAUAUUUCAUUGCCACAUUUUGCAAAUUCUUACAGGUUAAUGGGCGAGUAAUGCAUUUCUUGAGCUCUCUCCUCAUUGCAAAAAUGUACAUCAUCUAUAAAAUAUCUCAUAGUCCAGUCGAUAGAACUUCGGCCUCACAAGCGUAGGGUCCAUGGGUUGAGUCCCAUACAGCUCUGGUGAAUGGAAUUCACUCCUAGCUUCUGUUUGGAAGGACAGUGUGUUAACGGAAUGACCGCCCUUGUUUCGGGGCUCAACGUCCCGACGGCCCGGUCCCCAACCAGGCAUCCUCGCAAUUAAUUUACAUAUUCCAGGCGCCAAGAAAAUCCCUCCUCAAUUCUGAGAAUUCGAAGUGUCAGUGAAGUUUCCACCAACAUCUUAUUAUGGCAUCACAAUUACUCUUAACAAUCUUACAUUGGCACUUCCUCCAGAGGAGCCGGGUCGCUUGCCUCUCGAUAGAAUCCUUGGUGAAUAGGAUACUUUUGAUGUCCUUGUCAUAUGUCUUUUUGUUCUCGUAUUAACAGCCUGAGUGAUAUUUAGCGCAUUUUGAGUAUCCAGCAACAGAUUGCUACAUAGUCUUCCCGCCUUUGCGCCAUAUUUUGAUAAUUACCUACUUGCUUAAUUCCCGGAUAGACGCUUACUUAUGUUACCUACCUGCUUAAUGCCUACAGAGGCGCAGAAUACAUCUAUGUGAAGAUUAGUGUAUUAAAUCCUUAUUUAUUAUUGGAGUACAGAUUCCUGAGCCUACUGGGCUCUAUUAUAUCUACAUUUGAAACUGUGUAUGAAGUCAGCCUCCACCACAUCACUGCCUAAUGUAUUCCAUCUGUUUACUAAUCUGACACUGAAAACCUUAUUUCUAACGUCCCUAUGGCUCAUUUUGGUACAUAUACCCUGUGAAUUCCUCUGAGAAAUUUGUAGGUAGUGAUAUUGUCUCCUUUAACUCUUCUGUCUUCCAGAGUCGUGAAGUUCAGUUCCAGUAAUCUUU
Molecule: messenger RNA, 5553 nt
Organism: Procambarus clarkii (red swamp crayfish)
Lineage: Eukaryota; Metazoa; Arthropoda; Malacostraca; Decapoda; Cambaridae
Source: RefSeq, a predicted model, not a curated record